Molecule: messenger RNA, 1611 nt
Organism: Alnus glutinosa
Lineage: Eukaryota; Viridiplantae; Streptophyta; Magnoliopsida; Fagales; Betulaceae
Product: receptor-like protein 43
Exons: 2
Molecular function (GO): protein binding
Source: RefSeq, a predicted model, not a curated record
AUGAAGAACAACCUUACAUUCGAUCCUGCUAUGUCCAACAAACUUGUUAAGUGGAAUCAAAGUGCUGAUUGUUGUUCUUGGGAAGGCGUCACCUGUCAUGAGGGACAUGUUAUUGGUCUCGACCUGACCAGUGAAUCCAUUUCCGGUGGACUUGACGAUUCAAGCAGUCUCUUUAGUCUUCAGUAUCUCCAGAGCCUGGAUUUGGCUUACAAUGACUUCAACUCUUCUCAAAUUCCAUCAAAGUUUGACAAGUUGACUAAUUUGAGUGAUUUGAAUCUAGCAAAUGCUGGCUUUGCAGGGCAGAUUACUUCCACUCAGUGGGAAGAACUUCUGAAUCUAGAGACUCUUGAUUUAAGUUACAAUUCAUUGAACGGGGAUAUUCCAGUUUCAUUGUUUCACCUCCCAUCAUUGCAGGUAUUACAACUUUCCAAUAACCUAUUUUCUGGGCAACUCAAGGAAUUUUCCAACAUUUCUUCUUACAAACUACUACAGCUUGAUUUGAGCAAUAACGAGUUGGAAGGGCCAAUACCCAUAUCUAUCUUUGGACUUCGAGGUCUUGCAACCCUCAUUCUUUCUUCGAACAACUUUGAUGGCUCCAAUUUGUUGGAUGAAUAUAGUGCUAGCAUCGGCCAGUCCCUUGAAUUCACACAAUUCUUUUCUAUUUCAAGUAAUAAAUUAUAUGGGAGUAUCCCUGAAUCCAUAUGCAAUGCUACAAAUCUUCGAUUUCUGGAUCUGUCUGAUAAUUACUUCAGUGGUACAAUUCCCCAAUGCUUGACUGAGAUGAGUGGGGCUCUUCUUCAGUUGUUGAGUCUAAGGAGAAACAAUCUCAAUGGCUCAAUUCCUGAUACAUUUUCAGAGUCUUGUAAUUUACAAACUUUAGCUAUCAAUAAAAACCAUCUAGAGGGAAAGUUACCAAAAUCUCUGAAGAAUUGCCAUUCAUUGGAGGUCUUGGACAUUGGGAAUAACCACAUCGAGGACACCUUCCCAUUUUACUUGAAUGGAUUAGCCGCAUUGAAGGUUCUUAUUUUGCGAUUUAACAAAUUUUAUGGGCCCAUUGGUCAUCCAGAGCUUGCCCCUUGCCCGAAGCUUCAAAUCAUAGAUGUGGCUUCAAACAAUUUUACUGGUCACCUUCCAAUAGUACUCCUUUCUACUUGGACAACGUUGACUGAUCGUGCACAUGAGGCCAACUCAAAACUCAAUCACAUCCAAAUUGGUAUUGGUAGUUUUUAUUAUCAAGAUACCGUAACAGUUACUAGCAAGGGUUUAGAGGUGGAGCUAGUGAAGAUCCUAACUAUCUUCACCACCAUUGAUUUUUCUUGCAACAACUUUGAUGGUCCUAUACCUAAAGAAAUUGGAGAAUUCACAUUGUUAUAUAUUCUCAACUUGUCACAUAAUGCUUUCACAGGCCAAAUCCCAACAUCUCUGGGGAAAUUAAGUAAUCUUGAGACACUAGACUUAUCAAGCAACAAGCUUACUGGAGAGAUUCCUAUGCAACUCGCCAAUGGUCUUAUUUUCCUUUCGGUCCUCAACCUUUCGUUCAACCAAUUGGUGGAACCUAUUCUAUUUAUCAAGCAAUUUGCUACAUUUUCGGAAAAUUCCUUCAAAGGGAAC